GGUGUUUCUUUUGGAUAUUUCAUGUAUUUGCAUAUCCGUACUUUCUGUAGGCCGUUAGAAAAGAAGGGAAAGCCCAACAGCUUUCGAAUCUCAGUGAGUGACGUUUAUGUAUUUAAGCCUUGGGCAACCUUCGAAUAAACCAUUAAAUGGUAAAUAACUAAAAUAAUGACAAGGCAACCGGGGCCGCAGUAAUUAGAGUUUUGUGUUUUUCCUAACUGGAAAUUCUAAGAGGAACAAAACACUAUCAUUCAAAAGCUUUGUUUUAGUAGGUUCUUCGCUUCAUAGAUAGUGUAUUUUUGUGGAAGAAAUUUCAACUAGUUAUUUUAUAUGUUGCAAUGGUUUCCAUCCGCCUGGCUUUAAAAUUUAAACGUACAAAUUCACUGAAUGUAUAACAAUGCAUUCUUUAAAGUUGCGUCUUACUGUUUGCCUACCUCUCAUUUAUGGAAAAAACUGAGGGGGUGUGGUAUGGAGUGUAGCUGCGCAUGCGCCGGCGCUCCGCUCAUCCGGGGAUCUGCCAUUGAGACUGUUGGUAAGGAGGCGGGAAAUGGCGUCUGAAGGAGCAACGCCAGAGCGGACGGACGAUCUCUGAACGGAGCUAGCCAAAGGCAGCGUGAGACAGCGGCCGCUCCCCACCCCCGCUUCGUCACUAUCACUGCGGCCACCAGCGGUCGGGCAAGGGCAGCCACCUCGGAGAGAAGACACUGCGGCUCCUGGCGACCGGGCUUACAUGUGACACUUAAGACAAUGAGGCUGAGAAUACGCAAGCCUUCUCAGCAGGUGGGCCUCACCCAUGCGCCAAGGCCGUCCCAGCCCCCCCGGACCAAGCGGAGACACUCGGAGGUGGAGGCGUGCACGGCAGCUGUGGGGCGGCGAGAGGACGACGCAGGGCUCUUCUCCUCCAUCAGGAACUUCAUUAGAGGCACUGCAGUCAAGGUAGUUCAGGAGAACCCUCCAAAGAGGAGCCGAAUCGACUGCAGUGUGGAUGACAGUCUGAUUACGUCCACCCCUCAGCCGCAGGGCCUUUCCAGCAAGGCCGUACGCAGAGCCCGCAGGAGGAACCCUCUCAACGGCGCAGAUGCCAAGGACCAUUACACGGGCAAGCUUGGAAAGCCCAAUGGGAAGCUGGAGGCGCGGGCAGAGGUGGCUGGUAGCCCACCCCGCACCACCCUGCUGGGGACCAUCUUCUCCCCAGUUUUUAACUACUUCUCACCAGCAAGCAAGAAUGGAACGUCGGGUUCCGAUUCACCUGGUCAGGCAGUGGAAGCGGAGGAGAUCGUGAAGCAGCUGGACAUGGAGCAGGUGGAGGAGACACCUACCAGCACAGCCACAUCCACAGAGAGAGCCUGCAUCCCUUUCUACCCCAGCAGCCAGCCACCCGGCUCUGAGGCCCCCACUGAGGAUGGGGAGAUCGUCACAGAUGCUGAUCUGCCUCCUCUCACAGCCCCAGGUGCUACUCCAGAUCCCAGCUACUCUGCGGUCCUUCCCACCAUGCCAGCAGAGGGCGCCUACGAGGAGGACUGGGAGGUAUUUGACCCGUAUUUCUUUAUCAAACACGUGCCCCCGCUGUCGGAGGAGCAGAUGACCCGCAAGCCGGCGCUCCCGUUGAAAACCCGCAGCACGCCAGAGUUCUCCCUCGUCCUGGACCUGGACGAAACACUGGUUCAUUGCAGUUUGAAUGAGCUUGAAGAUGCAGCACUUACAUUUCCUGUUCUCUUUCAAGACGUCAUAUAUCAGGUCUAUGUUCGAUUGAGGCCAUUCUUUCGAGAGUUCCUUGAGCGCAUGUCUCAGAUUUAUGAGAUCAUCCUUUUUACUGCCUCCAAGAAAGUUUAUGCAGAUAAACUGCUCAAUAUCCUGGAUCCCAAAAAACAGCUUGUCAGGCACAGGUUAUUUCGUGAACAUUGUGUGUGUGUACAAGGGAACUACAUAAAGGAUCUGAAUAUUCUUGGGAGAGAUCUGUCAAAGACCAUCAUAAUUGACAAUUCACCACAAGCCUUCGCUUAUCAGCUCUCCAAUGGGAUACCCAUCGAAAGCUGGUUUAUGGAUAAGAAUGACAACGAGCUUUUGAAGCUGGUUCCUUUCUUGGAAAAACUUGUGGAACUGAACGAGGACGUGCGGCCCCACGUACGCGAGCGGUUUCGCUUGCAUGACCUGCUGCCUCCAGACUGAGCUCUGAACCAAGGAAACUAUGGAAACGACCAAACAUCUCCAUACACAGACUCUACUGCUCCUCGGAUUACAACAUUCAGCGUUGCCAUUACUGUUGACAUUUUUAGUUUUUUUCCCUUUUUUCCUUUUAAAGCCCCUCAUUGCUUUUAAAAUGGUUAUUGUAAAAAUAAAUUUAAAGUUUUUGAAGUGA
Paramormyrops kingsleyae is the source of this 2356-nucleotide messenger RNA. RefSeq names its product CTD small phosphatase-like protein 2-A. NCBI's taxonomy places the organism in Eukaryota, Metazoa, Chordata, Actinopteri, Osteoglossiformes, Mormyridae. The record is from RefSeq and is a predicted model, not a curated record. Gene Ontology annotation, molecular function: phosphatase activity.